This is a messenger RNA of Cinclus cinclus, 2005 nucleotides long. It is a transcript of the gene GALNT7, whose product is annotated as polypeptide N-acetylgalactosaminyltransferase 7. The coding region runs from base 1 to 1959 and encodes 652 amino acids. Lineage: Eukaryota; Metazoa; Chordata; Aves; Passeriformes; Cinclidae. The transcript has 12 exons. Gene Ontology annotation, cellular component: Golgi apparatus. The record is from RefSeq and is a predicted model, not a curated record.
AUGCGGCUGAAGCUGGGCUUCCUGCUGCGCGCCGUGCUGCUGGCGGGCAGCUUCUUAGGGCUGCUGCUGCUCUGGUCCUCGCUGUCGACCCGCGCCGAGGAGCCGGAUCUCCCGGGACGGACGCGGGAUGACAAAGAAGCCAACAGACCCCUGCCAAACAAAGGACUAGGAAAUGAGAAGUUCAAACCUGUGGUACCUUGGCCUCAUGUUGAAGGUGUGGAAGUGGACUUGGAAUCCAUUCGAAGGAAAAAUAAGGCCAAAAAUGAACUAAAUCAUCAUGGUGUUGAUAACAAGCAGCAAAAUAUCAUCCAGAGGCAGUAUCUCACAUUUAAACCUCAGACAUUUGUAUACUCAGAUCCUGUGUUACGACCUGGAGUCCUUGGCAAUUUUGAGCCCAAAGAGCCUGAGCCUCAUGGAGUUGUUGGUGGCCCUGGAGAGGAAGCAAAGCCGUAUGUUUUGGGACCAGAUUACAAAGAAUCAGUUCAAGCCAGCAUUAAAGAAUUUGGGUUUAAUAUGGUGGCAAGUGAUAUGAUCUCAUUAGAUCGGAGCGUUAAUGACUUGCGUCAAGAAGAAUGCAAAUACUGGCAUUAUGAUGAUAACCUGCUCACCUCCAGCGUUGUCAUAGUCUUCCAUAAUGAGGGAUGGUCCACACUCAUGAGGACAGUCCACAGUGUCAUCAAGAGAACACCAAGAAAAUACUUGGCAGAAAUCGUUCUGAUUGAUGAUUUUAGCAACAAAGCACACUUACAAGAGAGGCUGGAUGAAUAUAUAAAGCAGUGGAACGGCCUUGUAAAGGUAUUUCGAAAUGAGAGGAGAGAAGGUUUGAUCCAAGCCAGAAGCAUUGGAGCCCAGAAGGCUAAACUUGGACAGGUUUUGGUUUAUCUUGAUGCCCAUUGUGAGGUGGGAAUUAAUUGGUAUGCACCGCUUAUAGCUCCUAUAUCUAAGGACAGAACCACAUGCACUGUGCCGCUUAUAGAUGUCAUAGAUGGCAACACUUUUAAGAUUGUGCCCCAAGGGGGUGGUGACGAAGAUGGGUUUGCUAGAGGAGCGUGGGAUUGGAGUAUGCUAUGGAAGAGGGUUCCCUUGACCAAGAGAGAGAAGGAAAGCAGAAAGACAAAAACUGAACCGUAUCGGUCCCCUGCAAUGGCUGGUGGAUUGUUUGCCAUUGAACGUGAUUUCUUCUUUGAACUGGGUCUCUAUGAUCCAGGGCUUCAAAUAUGGGGUGGUGAAAAUUUUGAAAUUUCUUACAAGAUCUGGCAGUGUGGGGGAAAACUGCUGUUUGUUCCUUGUUCUCGUGUUGGACACAUCUAUCGUCUGAAGGGCUGGCAAGGAAAUCCACCCCCUGUGUAUGUUGGGUCUUCUCCUACUUUAAAGAACUAUGUCAGAGUUGUAGAGGUGUGGUGGGACGAAUACAAAGAUUACUUCUAUGCCAGCCGGCCGGAGACGAAAGCGCUGCCCUAUGGGGAUAUAUCUGAGCUGAAAAAAUUCCGUGAAGAUCACAACUGCAAAAGUUUUAAGUGGUUUAUGGAAGAAAUAGCAUAUGAUAUAACUUCAUAUUAUCCCUUACCAGCCAAAAACGUGGACUGGGGAGAGAUUAGAGGCUUUGAAACCUCUUACUGCAUCGACAGCAUGGGGCACACCAACGGGGGCUUUGUUGAGCUUGGGCCAUGCCACAGAAUGGGAGGAAAUCAGCUUUUCCGAAUCAAUGAAGCCAAUCAACUCAUGCAGUACGAUCAGUGCUUAACUAAAGGACCAGAUGGAUCCAAAAUUAUGAUUACACACUGUAAUCAGAAUGAAUUGAAGGAGUGGCAGUUCUUCAAGAAUCUGCACAGAUUUACUCACAUUCCAUCAGGGAAGUGCUUGGAUCGCUCCGAAGUCCUCCAUCAAGUUUUCAUUUCAGAGUGUGACUCCAGUAAAGCAACACAAAAAUGGGAAAUGAACAACAUCCUUAGUCUGUAGACAGACAAAACCUACCUACUGAUGCAUUAAUUUGUACAGGACUGAG